GAGAGGAAGGUAAGGGUGGAUGACGGAGCGAUAGACGGGAGGAAAGAGAAUAACGGCGUUUAGUAAUUCCAGAGUCAUGGCUUGUGCGAUGGAAUAGAGAUAGAGAUCAAGAAGAACUAGUUCUCUAUAUCUUUCUGGAAAUUAGGUAAUUUUGUUCGUAUUACGUUUUGUGCGUUUUGUUUUAUUGCCGGAUUUUCCUGAUGAAUAUGUUGUUUUGUUUCUAAGGUACUAACUAGAUCCAAGAUGUGACCCCAUAUGUUUACAAACCCCUUAGAAAAACACCAGAAUAAUAAUAAGGACAUAAAAACUAUCCCACCAUGCACCCCUCCUCUCGUCCCUCUGUGCCCCCACGGUCCCGCAGGUUUGACAAUAGGCGCACAGAGGUAAAACCAAGCCAAGGGGCUAAGAGGGAGGACAAAAUCAUGAACAUGGCAUCUUCAUUCCCUCGCCGUGGCACUCGAGGACCACCUGAGUCUUCCAGGUUAAAGGGCCCUGGUCAAGGUGCACGAGCUCCUGUGGUUCAGUCCAAACUGGUGCGGCCAAAGAAGAAUGGUGCUCACGCAAUACCAGCAAUCUCAAAACCAAAAAGUGGACACACUGUUUCAAACCCAGUCCCAGCUGUGGAUCCAAACUAUAAUGAGCCAAGCCUACCUUGUCUGUGUUGUGAUGGCCCUUCACCUCAGGAUAUCAACAGCCUUUUUAAUCACAACCAUAACAACAAUAACACUGUAAACAUCGGGCAACAAAUGAAGCUGCCACCGCCACAGAAGGAAUUGGUAGUGCCAAAACAAGACAUCAAAGAAGAUGAGUGUAAGCCAGAAGUAAUACAACCUAAUCUUAUCCCAGUGGAAGAGAGAGAGGAGGAAAAUGGCAUUGUGGAUGAAAAAGAGGGUGGUGAGCUCAAAAAUGAUGACUGUAGUGUAAAAGUGAAUGCUAAUGUUGAUGAGAAUGGCAACGGCAAUUGUAAUGGUGAAGAUGAUGAAGAUGAUGACGAUGAAGAUGAUGAAGAUGAUGAUACUCUUGUCCCUUCUUCCUGCAACUGUCCAGAAUCCAUGCUGGACUUCUCCCUCACAUCUUCUACCUCAUCUUCAUCUACAUCCAUCAGCAGCUGCUCUGAUCUGGAGUGUGACUGCCCUGAAACAUUUUCAUUGUCAUCACAGGACCAAGAGGCAACUGAACGCUAUCCAUCGUCUUGUUCCCUGGAUACCAACUGCCCUGCCUUUCAGUCCAGUGUCUUACCACUGGAUCUCAACACUUCUGCAAGAUCGCCUUGCUCUUCUGAUGAAGGCUAUCCCUCAGCCCCGUGCACUCCAUCCUCUGACUACAUAGACAGCAAGGGAUCAGAAGAAGGAAAAUGUAAUAAAGUGGAUCUCCUACAUUUUUUAGACUCCAUAGAAGAGUUGGGAAAAAUGGAUCUGUUCUACCGCAUUGCUAGGCUGGCAUGCUGGGAACUGGAUGGUGAGCUGAUUGUCAGAGAUAGAUUGGAUCACCAGCAGAAGCUUCAGAGGGUUAACAAAGAGGUAAAGUUGGCUUAUCUUGUGAAACUUCAGGAGGAAGGGUUAGACUUUGACGAUGAGGAUAUCACUGGAGUUUUGGAUGAAAUGGGGAAUAUUGAAAUUCCAUGGAAGUUGUAUAAAAGCAACAAAUCAAGUGAAUCCCAGGAAUUUUCUGAUGCAGGGGUAGAUCUGACAGUUCCUUCUGACCUUGAUGAAACCCCUGCCUCUGAUUCACUUGCUCCAUCACCACUGGAUCCUCCUCCUCGGCCCCCGAAACCUCCAACAAGGCAUGUGAGUGCCCAUCCAGAAUCACACACUUACGAGAACAUCAGCAGACAACAUGUCUUCUCAGUCUCAUCCACCGAUGAUGCUACAAGUAUCCCUGUCCCUGCCUUGCCUGUGCUUUCAUCCUCAUCCUCACCCCCACUCCUGAAACCUCCUGUCCUUCCUCCACUGCCAUCACAGCCUGUGCCCUACUUCACCCUAAAUACAGUCAGACCUGCUCUUACCUCCCCCACCCCACCAAUUCCUCCUCCAAGAAGAAGGCAUAAAGCCCGUCUAGAGGCUCAGAGACUUGCUGAGCUUGAAAGAGAAAAGGCUCCUCUGUCUUUUCCACCACCAAUGUCUAGACCUCCUCCAUUGCCACCUCCACCUGUGAUGUCCUCUCCUCCAGCUAUUCCACCUCCACCAUCACUCUCGCCACCUCCAUCUUUUCAUGCUCUGGAUGUGGAAAUCCGAAAGUUGCUUGCACUGGCAGGCCUCACCCAGGCUGAAUUGCUUAAACUUAGUCCCGAGUUGGGUGUCUGUGUAGAUGUUGUCUUGGAGAAUGAGCAACAGCCUAUGUCUGAUGUCUCUCAGAUUAGAGAAAUCAGUUUAAACAGGACACACAAGGAAGAAAGUAAGGAUAUUCCAGAUAAGGGAUAUUCCAGUUUGGAGGAAGGAUUUGGGAAAGACAGGUCUACAGGUGUAAAGGAAUUAGAUACUCUCAGUGAAAAGGAAGUUUCUAAAGAUGAACAGAAGGAAGCAAACAGGACAACAUCCUUCACAGAAAUGGCAAGACGACGUAAGAGAAAUGGUGGACACUGUAAUCAUAGCUGCAGCUGUGUUUUUGGAUCUCCCAACUCGUAUUACAGCACUGAUCUUAGCAAUACAAACAUCCCGAAUGUUAGCUUUGGAUGUUUUGAUUAUACUUCAAUGAUUGCAGAUACACCUCCUCCUCCACCUCCAAGACCAUUGCCCCCUUGUCCACCAAUCGCCUCCAACCCUCCUGAACUUCCUCCUCUCAAGCCAUGCACUCUACCCGCCAAUGCUUCUCGUCCUGACAGAUUUGACUGGUUGAUAGCCUUCACCCCAGAUACAGAGUCACCACCUCUUGAGAUGCGAAAAUCAUCAAAUGAUGCCAUAUUGCAAAAAGGCCCAACUUCAACUUCAGGAUCAAAAGUCACAACCUUUAAAGAAUUACGCAACAGAAGCAAACAGAGCUACCCACCAGCUCAUAUUCAACCAGAACCUGAUCCAACUGUUAUCACCCCAGACCCUGAUUUCCUGUACAACCUCAAAUGGAGAAGAGAAAAGAUUGAUGGGAAUGGCUGGGAAUAUACUUCCCAAGCACAAGCCUCAUUUCUUCAGCCUCCACCCACUCCUGCCUCAUUGUCCCUAUUUAGGGAAAUGUGCCGCCUGAAUAAACAAGAAGAUUGUCCAGCAGAACCCAAAGUGUCCCAACAACUUGGCUGUUCAGUAAGUGAAGGCAGCCUAAGAACUAUUUGUGAUGAAAGAGAUAAAGCUGUUCACACCAAGAAGAUGGAUGAUGAAAAUAAAGUGGAAGUUAGGGGAUUGGCAGAUGGAGCAUGGACUUUGGAAACCAGGACAACAGUGUCCUCACCUCCCUUGUCCCUCUCCUCGACUUCGCCUUAUUAUCUGCACUCUGCUCCCCUGUCACAAGCCUCUCAGUUUUACCACACUGACACUGACAGGGAUCGUGCCGUGACCCGUUGUGAGGGCUCCAUAAACUUCUCGAACCCGUUAUGCUUAAAUUACACUUUAGACUGCAUCAAAGAUGACAAUACUGACUCCCUGUACUGUGCGGGCCCAGAAAACAAUAAGUCUUUGUUCUGUAAACAAGAGAAUGAUCUCAAUGGUAAUAUGGAUUCUCUUUACCACCACUGUAAUCAUGCUGACAGUCUUCUAGACUCUUUAUCUGUCUGUGGGCAUGAUCGUGACAGCACAAAAAACAGCUUCUGUCCACAUAACAGCGGAGUAAAUUCAAUCAGAAAUCAUGGUUCACUUUACAGUGAUGCCAGAUACACAAGAAGUAGCCUGAAGCUGUUCACUGACCCUGAACCACCAACUGACAUUAACACUCUCACUGAGGGCGACAUAACACCGUACAAAAACAUUGAUAUGCAAACUUACAUAACUAUGCGAAACCUCAAAAAUCAGAGCUAUGUGAACAAAAACAGUUAUAAAGAUACCAACUUACUGUUUGAUUUGAACUCAGACAACACUGAUGACUCAAAACCACCAAUCAACCCAUUUUUAGACCAAAACAGCAAUGAAAACACAACACAGCAGCUUGUAUCUUUCCCUGCUUACUACCUUUAUCACCCCAAUAACUGCCCUUUGCAUAAAGGCGCCCCCCCACGGCUGUCCCCUGUUGGAGCGAUCUCACCUCCCCACAGGUCUGGGCCUCCAGUUCCAGGCACAGAUGUUGCCCGUCUCUGUUCACCCCUGUUCCCCCGCAGUCGCACCCUUCCUGCCCUUGCUGCCCCCCUUUACUACCCUUAUCUGUACACUCCCCCUGUUCAAGCCCCUCUGCGGGAACCAUCGGUCCCCAUACUCCACUCUCAGCAGACUCCACCACCGCUCACUUUGACAUUUCGCAGCUUCUCAUUCGCUGGCUCUGAGCAGAAGAACGUUGCCUGGAUGGGAGAAGAUGUGAGGCCCUCACUGAGUGCUGAAGGGCUGUCUUCUGCCUGCCUGCAAGAAAAGAAAACUCUUGUCAAUUCAGUAAGUGUGGCAGUGGAAGCCAUCUUGGCUCAGUUCAAUUUGUCCAGGACUGUUGUGCAGAAGUUUCACUCAGUAGAUAAGACUCUUUCUGGAGACAGCAGUGUAAAUCCCGCUCUGGGUCGUCUGGUACUGCAGUGCCUUUGCCCAGCCCUGCGCAGCCUGCUCUCUGAUGGACUCAAGCCCCACCAGAGUGACCUCAUUGCAGGCAGAAGGCCAAAUACACCCUGGGGGUUGGUUCAGGCCUCCACCAGACCAGGCCCGAGCACACAGGCUUUGCACAGCCUCCAGACUAAAGUAGCAGGGCUUCCUCAGCUUAGGCAGAGCAGACACAGGUUCAACGCAUUCCUGUUUGGCCUUCUUAAUGUCAAGCUCCUGGACUGCUGGCUUUCACAUCUGCAGUCCUGCAGUGAUGUGUUGGAGACAUAUUACCGGCCCACUUCCUUCAUGCGUCUGUCACUAACUUCUUGCCAGUCUCUUUUUGAGGAGCUUCUCCUCCUCCUGCAGCCUCUCUCUCUUCUGACCUUUAACCUCGACCUGCUGUUUCAGCAUCACCACCUUGACCCCUCCUCCCCAACUCUCACCCCAGCCAGUCAGACAUCUGAGAUAUAUUGCCCACCAAAUGAAGAGUUCAGCUUCCACUUGUCACCCAAGGGGCUUUUCCAAGGAAGACGUCUUGGAAGCGAGUUAGAGCAAGACCAUGGCAGUUUGGGUUUAGCCACCAAUCCUAAUUCAGGUCUCACGAGUCACGUUCUUGAUGUGUCAGCUUAUCGCAAUCCAAUUUCGCUGUCAUCAGACGUCACCAAGGAGGAAGCCAAUCCGCCAUUAUCAUUGUUUAAAGGGAAUGACAUCUCCAUACCUCUUAAUGCAGGAAGCAUUUCCCAACAGGCAGGCCAGGCUCUUCAGCAAGGCUGGGGGGCAGUAAUGCGUUUGGGGGAGCGUUUUGGGCAAAACUUUGGAUUGGCCACCACCACAGAGGAUGUUAAAGGUCCAAACUCACCAGAAGACUGCAAGACUGGCUUCUCACUGAAUCUGAAAUGUCCAGAUGAAAACAGGCAGGAACCAAGAGAUGACCUUUCCUUGAGGGAUAGUGGAGCUGCUGUUCCCUGGGGUCUGGGACGUCUAUUUGGUGCUUCUAAGAGCCCCAACAACCCACCAACAAGCAGGCGCCCAUCUCAGUGGCUCUCCCCAGGCUUGUCUGCCCUUUCCCGCUUAGUUAAUCUUGGCCAGGGUCCUCCACCUGAGAAGAGAGAGCCCCAGAGAAGCAAAGAUAAGGAGGAAGAUGAAAAUGAAAAGAUUAAUGAAACCAGAGAUCAGCCAAACCCCUUGAGGAUGGUCAGGACUCUGUGUGACCACACAGGCACAGGAGCAGAGCUGAGCUUCGGUAAGGGGGAGGAGCUUGUCCUGUUGGGAGGCGUGGACCACGAUUGGAUCCGAUGUCGUCAAGGUCACAAGGAAGGCCUUGUUCCCAUUGGUUAUGCUUCACUUAUCAUGUGACUUCUUUUUAAUUGUAUGUUUGUGUGAAAGAAUAUCAGGGGAUAAUGUAUAAGGAAAAAGACCAUAUAUAGAUGUAGUUAUUAGUAGCUGUGUUACGUGUUUAUCUGUUUAUCUCUGACCUUCGUUGCCUGGUUUGUGACGUCUGGAAUAUUUUUUGUGAUAUUGGAAACAUAAUUACUCUAUAAAUUAUAUAUAUAUAUAUCUAUAUUUCACAAAGAUAGAUAGAAAGAUAAACAAGAAAUAGAAAUGAGUAAAGAAUAAGAAUCAAGUUUAACAGUCAUGACAAAAAAUGUCCUAUACACCCUUUUAUUAUCUCAUUUGCCAGGAACAUUUUGUUUGAAGACCGACAUUAUUAUUCUCUUGUUGUUAUUAUUGUAACUCUCAAUGGUAACAGUCAAAUAUAAUACAGUAGAGUGGUAGUGUGUAGAUGAUUCUUUUCUGUUUCUUACAGUGUGAUGGCUACUGUGGUGAGAUACUUGGCUUGAAAGUGACUAUGCAUACUCUGUACUGUACUGUUUAUGAGGCUUGUUGCUGGGGAAACCGUAUAUGAUUGAAAGCAUUCAUGAUUUUCGUUUGAAUGGAUAUUCUGCAUCGCUAUAAGGCUUUGAAUCAGAGGUUUACAUACUAAACCUGCAUGGAUGUGUAUGAAUGUGUGUAGCAAAUGUCAGGUAAUCAUCAAUACAACUUAUUUGUGAUACAUUCGCUCAAACUACAAACGCUUCAUGCUGAAGGAAUAGGUCGGGAUUUUAGUGGCUGUUGUGGUUUGAAAUAGAGCUUGCUUAUUCUUGUUCAUUAAAUGGCCCUCUGUGUUUCUCACAGGUGAAUGCUCAUGUAUAGUAUGAAUUUCAGACACGCCUCUGAUUUGGCACUGCUAAUCAAAAAUAUAUUCAGACAAAUGAAAGAUUACUCUUGUCAUGUUAGUGUGCCAGUCCGCAUGGAGCACAGCUUUGCCCAUCACACCACAUAAUGAUAUGCAUUCUGGAUUAUCCCAACCAAUAGCAAGAAACCAGUGGGCUACAGUAGCAGUAACCAGUUCACACUGAUACAUAUACAUAAGAAUCUUGAAAAUUGAACUGAAAAUGAAUCUAUAGGAUUAAUGUUUGUAUGAGUAUGUAAAGGGACAACUGGUAUAGUUUUUAGGAUAUAGUUUAGGAGAAAACACAAUAUGAUAGAUAAGUCUUUGAGAAGUCAGCUUUGUUAUUGGCUUGAGCUUUAAUGUCACUGUUUUAAAAACAAAGAAAAUAUAAUAAAAUAUGGUUUGAGAAGCAAGCAGCAGGGCUUGGAAGAAGAAAAAAAAAUCAUAUAUAGUGUUAUAGUCUUUCCUCACAGGGCAAACUGCAAUUAUGCAUGACUUUUUAAAAUUAUUAUCAUCAUUAUUUGUUAUUUCAGUUCGUUUAUAAUUGUGACAUUUGAAUUAAAUUAGUAUGUUCUGGAGAAAGAGACUGCUAUGUCACAUUAUAAAUAGAGGUUACUUAUUGUUUGUGGUUAAUAUACCAUUAUAUCGAUCUGUUUUUUAUCUGUUCCUCUUGUCUAUCUCUCUAUCUAUCUCUUUGUGUGGUAAUGAGUUGUGUAGCUCUGUAGUAUUGCCCAUCGCUGGUUGCACACUUAAAGCAUAUUAUGUACUGUACCAACUCUCGAGUUCUGUAAUUCCCUGUGAAUCAGCUCUAUGCAUGUUGGUGUUUGUAAAUAUACCCAAUAAAAUAUUAAAAUAAA
Messenger RNA from Carassius carassius (crucian carp), 7709 nucleotides. RefSeq lists its product as uncharacterized. NCBI's taxonomy places the organism in Eukaryota, Metazoa, Chordata, Actinopteri, Cypriniformes, Cyprinidae. The coding region runs from base 318 to 5996 and encodes 1892 amino acids. The transcript is spliced from 12 exons. Gene Ontology annotation, cellular component: cytoplasmic vesicle. The record is from RefSeq and is a predicted model, not a curated record. Gene Ontology annotation, molecular function: protein binding.